Messenger RNA from Microplitis mediator, 2010 nucleotides. Its product is annotated as ankyrin repeat, SAM and basic leucine zipper domain-containing protein 1-like. Lineage: Eukaryota; Metazoa; Arthropoda; Insecta; Hymenoptera; Braconidae. Gene Ontology annotation, cellular component: pi-body. The coding region runs from base 440 to 1861 and encodes 473 amino acids. Gene Ontology annotation, molecular function: protein binding. Gene Ontology annotation, biological process: piRNA processing. The record is from RefSeq and is a predicted model, not a curated record. The transcript has 9 exons.
AAAAAAUUUAAAAAGAGGCAAACAGAAUUUUUCGAUCGUAAAGCAUACUCUAAUGCUUCGCAUAUAAUAUAGAUUAAAAUGAUUCAUUUAAAUGAUUAAUAAAAUACUAUUCCUAAAUAAAAUAAUUUAUUCAUUUAGAUUGAAAAUAAUGAUCCACGGGAAUCAGAACUGUAUGUUAUUGUCUAAACUAAAAAAUGUGCGCGCAGUUUUAAAAAGUAGCUAACUUCACAACUAACCGGCAUAUGUAAUUUGUAACUGUAAACAAACAACACGUUGACCGUUGGUACGUUCAUGAAAAUAAUUUAUAAAAAAAGUAUACUCUGAUUAGAAAUAUGUAUAUAAUUGAUAAAUAUAAUAAACAAUUGUUACAAGGAUAGAUAAUUUAAAAAAUUACAAAUUAAUUAUAAACAUUAAUUGUAAUAAUAAUUCAAACAAGAUAAUGGCUGCUUAUAGGCCUGCCGGAUUAUCAGAUUCUUCUGAUGAAGAGUUAACUUGUGUGCAAAAUAAUAUAAGGACAAGUAAAAAAACUCAAGAUCGUGAUUUGAAUGAAUGGGAGACCCAAACUUUAGAGCGAAAUGAAAAUCAAGAUCGUCAAUUCAAAGUUAUCAAUGCUUGUAUGACUGGAGACAUUGAUAUUAUUGAUGAUUAUAUAAAUCAUGGAAAUGAUGUUAAUGAAUUUUUAUUUAGCGGAUGGACUAUGUUAUUAUAUGCUUCUUCUGCACUCUUACCAGAAGUUAUUGAGCAUUUAUUAAAAUCGGGAGCUGAUCCAAAUCUUCAUAAAGAUGGAUAUACUCCACUGAUGGCAGUAUGUGAUUCAACUAAAGGAACCACAGAGCAAACUUUAGAAUGUAUUGAAAUUUUACUAGAAGCCAAAGCUGAUCCGGAUGCUAUUAGUAAAGAUUUACAAACGCCAUUGAUGCUCGCUUGUAAAUCUAAAGAACCUGAAAUUAUUUCGGAGCUUAUGAAGAAUGUUAAAAAUAUUGAAGCGUGUGAUAAAGAUGGGCGAACGGCUGUAUUUUAUGCAGUUUGUGCUAAUAAGCCAGAAGUUUUAAAAGUACUUAUGAAAGCAAAAGCGUCAGUAGUAACAGUAGACAGACGUAAUUUGACUGUUAAAGAUAUUGCUGUAACCAAAAACUAUGAAGAAAUUUUGCAAAUUUUGGAUUUCGAAGAUGAUGAGAUUGAAAAUUUUUGUCCGGUUGCAAAAAUAACAGACUGGAAAGAUGCAAUUACAAAUAUUACAGAUCCUGAUCCCGAAUAUAUUGAUUGUGAUAUUGCAAAUAUUUUAUACUCAUUAAAUUUAGAAAGAUAUCGUCAGUCCUUUAAAGGCAUGAAUGUAAAAACAUUCUUACAAUUGACUGAAGAAGAUCUUAUUAGAUUAGGAAUGGAUAUACAGUAUCAUAGAAAACAAUUUAUAAACGGUUUAAUUAAGUUUCAUUCGUCUAAAUGGAAAUCUUCAAAUACUGUUAAAAUAAUCAAAAAAUUUUCAACUCUUUCAUUAUUCGAUGGAGUUAUUUCUUUAGGAAAUGUUGCUCGACAACUCAGUAUUAUUGGAUCAAGUUUUUGUUUUAUGAAAAAUAAUUUUUUUAGUGGUAAAAAUAAUAAGAUCCUUACAAAUAAUGAAUCUUGUGUAAAAGAACUUGAAGCUGCUGAAGAAAAGUUGAUUCACAUUAAAAAAGAUUUUCAACAAAUAUUAGAGUAUGCUGAAAAGAUUGAAAAAAAUAAUCGUAGUAAUCGACCAGCAGCUUACAUUGGAUCUAAUGAAUUAAAGAAAAAAACUAAUUGGACAAUUCUCCUUACUGUUAUUGUGAUGACAGGAAUAUUUUUAUCAAAGACUUCUUUUAUAAAAAAAAUAUUAGAUUAAUAAUUAAUAAUAAUAAAUUAUCAACGAUAGAAUAUAAUUAUAAUUAUAUUCAAUCAUAUAAGUCAUGAAAAAAGUAUUAUUAUUCUUUAAUCUAAACAUUUAUUAAAAAUCUCAGUCGUAAGUUGUAAUAAAUGCUCAAAAUACUUGAA